Messenger RNA from Acanthoscelides obtectus, 714 nucleotides. Lineage: Eukaryota; Metazoa; Arthropoda; Insecta; Coleoptera; Chrysomelidae. The record is from the annotation of a GenBank genome assembly.
AUGAGUUCGUAUCAGUUUGUCAACUCGUUGGCUCAGUGCUAUGGACAACAAAAUAGGCCUGGUGCGGAUCAAGGACACCAAUCGACGAGUCCCGGUGGUGAUUACUAUAAUCCUAACGCGGCUGCAGCAACUAGCUACCCCCCAACAUGUUAUUCUCCUUCGCAGGUUGGUCCGCAGUACCCCCCGCAUCCGUAUGCAGCCCCGGCUCCUGGACACACUCUUCAGCCGAUGGGAGAUUACACGCAACUACAACCUCAGAGGAUCUCAGGAGGCAACUCCACUCACAUGCACCAUGCGAGUCCUGGAGGGCAGAGUCCUGGGAUGUUGAACCCUGCGGCUAGCUGCAAAUACGCAGAGUCCACCUCCUCGACGGGAGUUGCUUCUCCGCAGGACCUGAGUACCAGCGGACCUCCAGCGAGGAGUACAACUCCUCUGACCAAUACUCCCACAAAUAAUAACAGUAACGCUACGAUAACAUCUAAGACCGGACUUACUUCACCGUUAUCGGUUAGUACUUCUCCGUCAGCAAAACCAGCUACGGGUUCGUCCACAGCUUCGCAGAAUUUGUCGUCGCCAGCUUCAAGCACAAGUUCGACGUCGAGUAACGAGAAAUCUGGAUCGAAUAAUAACAAUUCCAAGAGCGGAUCCAGUUCAAAUCCUCCACAGAUCUAUCCCUGGAUGAAGAGGGUCCAUCUUGGUCAAAGUGAGUUCUAG